This is a messenger RNA of Nicotiana tabacum (common tobacco), 1949 nucleotides long. NCBI's taxonomy places the organism in Eukaryota, Viridiplantae, Streptophyta, Magnoliopsida, Solanales, Solanaceae. The record is from RefSeq and is a predicted model, not a curated record.
AUGGUUCCGGCACCAGCUGCUGCAGCACCUGCUCAGUCAGCCAGAGGUAGGGAUCAAGAAGCCAGAGGUAGGGGCCAGACUGUUAGAGGUGAAGGGCAGGCCGUUAGAUGUGGAGACCGGCCAGUUAGAGGACGUCCCAAGGACGUAGUUAAGGGUGGUGGGGCCCAGCCCCACUNAGAGGUUGGAAGAGAGUCUCUUGGAUGUAAACCAUACUUGGCUGGUUAUAGCACCUCUUCUUCUCCAUUACUCAAAGAUGGUUCUGUACAUAAAAAUAGCCUCCAUGGUGGAAAGCGUAGCUCAGUCCUGUUAUCUGAUAGUCACCAAAAUACUGUAGUUUCCUCUUACACCUCAGGUUUGGAUAAUGUGAAAUAUAAGAGGAGCCGGUCUGUGCACGACAAUCAUGGUUUGCAAGUCUUGAAUGACUCUGUAGAUAGGUUGUCUCAUCGUUGUUCGUCUUCGCGGAACAUAGAUGCCCUUGAUGAUCAGAAGCUUUUGGAUAGUAGCCAAGAAUAUUCUUCUUCUAAAUCCACCUCUUUGCAGCAGAAGUCUUCGGCAUUUCCUAGUUCUGAAGCUGAACUUUCGCGGGUUGAUUUAUCACGGGACGCACGGCGAUCAUCUGAUUAUAAAACUAAGGUUUCUUCUGACAAUUGGGAGCCAUCUGUUCCUUUUCGACCAUCAUUCUUUCUUAGUCAAAUCAUUGGAUGUCCUGAAAGUCUAUAUGAUCCUCUUCGUGAUAGUAUUGAGCAAAGUAAUGUAGGAGAUGGGCCCUCAAAGUUCUCUUCCUCUGGAAAAGGAGGGCCUGUAUUCACCAAAUGUACGCAGGAAAAUGAUGAUCCAGUUUCACCAGGAACCUUGGGUCCAGAACAGAGCUCCAAUAAACAUCCAAUUUCUGGUCAUGUCUACCAUAGGGAUAUAUUGCCUGACAACUUGUCUGAGAAAGAAUUGUCUAAUAAUGAAGCAGAUACAGCAGAUACGGCAGUUGCUCAUCAGGAACACAUAAAUACCUCUUCAAAAGCAGAUAAACUAAAUUUAUCUACUGAACUACAACGCACCAGGCUCCGGAAAAAGACAAAAUCAGAAUUUGAGAGGCUCGAACAUGGAAAUGAAAUUGAUAUUGACUGGAAAACAGAUAGAUCUGUCAACAAAGAGUCGAGAGUUUUGAAGCAUUUUCAUGCUGCUCUUGUGGAAUUUGUUAAAGAACUACUAAAGCCAACUUGGAGUGAGGGUCUCAUGAGUAAGGAUGCUUACAAGAUAAUAGUCAAGAAGACAGUUGAUAAAGUUGUCAACUCUUUGCAUCCCCAUCAGGUUCCUGGUACGGCUGAAUCAAUCAGACAGUAUCUUUCUGUAUCUCAGCCAAAACUUGCUAAGCUCAUUGAGGCGUACGUGGAUAAAUAUGGAAAAUCUUGAAAAUAUCAAAUGAGCUUUGCUCAGAAUAAGGGGUACGUGGAUAUAUAUGGAAAAUCUUGAAAUUAUUAAAUGAGUUCUGCUCAGCAUAUUGCCAACAAUAGCGAAUUGGUGAAACACAUUUUUGUGAGCCUAAUUUGCUACUUCUAGGGGUUUUAGAAUGAGGACUUGGAAAACAUUAAUUUUUUGUAUGGAUUUUGUCUUUUUAGGUAGGAACCUUUCUGCUACCUUUAUGGGCUGAAGAAUUUUUCCCUUGUGUUUACUGAGUUAUAGUUUCAGCAGAAUUUGCAAAUAUGUGCACUUGUGUCCUUAAGCGAAGUCCGCUAUCGUAAUAAGUGCUCAUUGGGCUUAUAGCAAUGGCAGUUUCUAAAUAGGGUCUUGCUGGUUCAGGUUGUUAGAGGAUUUUGUAUUAGUUUAGAAUGUUAAAAUUGUUAAGGUAUUGAGCUAGAUAUUGUCCCACGUUGGACAAAUAUGAUAAUGUAUGUGUUAGGCACCUCUAAUUAGGUGGUGUUAUAUAUUGAUCAAAUUAAUAUCCUCUCCUCUUA